AGCAGUUCCAUCCUCUGCGACAUAAUCCCUACCGGAUGUAUUCAUAUAGCAGGCCUCACAUGCCAUCCUGAUGUCGAGUUUGUGGACAAAGAAGCAGUCGCAGUUACCAGUGUGUCUCGGAAGGCAACUUUCUACAAUGGACCAAGCUCUACGGACUUCAUAAAUGUCCAUGACAUUUUUCUUGAAUGUGAUCAUGAUUCAAUCAUAUACCUUGGGAAGUCUGUUGAACCAACAAUAUAUGAUCUUUUGGGUGAUCAAGAGGUUUGUAAUCUGGACUUUUCUGAAAACUUUGUAAUAUCUUCUUUCUUCUAUGCUUCUUGGUUAUUUUGGAAUCUUUCUGCCACAAUUUUGCAAUGCAAGGUUGAAAUCUGCUUGCUGAAAAAUGGAAAACCAUCGUGGACGAAGAAGUUUCUUUGCUCCAAAGUCAGGUUGUUGUGUCUUAAGACUGGCUCGAGGUGACAAAAUAUGCUGGAUUGGUAUGUACUUAGGCCCGUCAAGAAUUAAUUCAAGAUAUGUUUAAGGUCUGGCAAGAUUCUCAGCAAGGAACUCUUACUGGUGGCAUGAUAAAGUAUGAAAAUGCAAUCCUACAUGACAUGAACCACCAUCACAAGUUUCUAGUCUUUUGGCUAUUGUUCAUUAGUUGCAAAUGGAGUUUAUUUGUUUAUUUGUAUUGGGAUAAAUUUUAUUUGAAUAUGAGACAUGUUUUUUCUUUUGUGAU
Zingiber officinale is the source of this 718-nucleotide messenger RNA. Its product is annotated as histidine biosynthesis bifunctional protein hisIE, chloroplastic-like. Lineage: Eukaryota; Viridiplantae; Streptophyta; Magnoliopsida; Zingiberales; Zingiberaceae. The record is from RefSeq and is a predicted model, not a curated record. The annotation marks the transcript as partial. The transcript is spliced from 3 exons.